AUGAGUGAUAAUCCAUUUAACGCGAGUCUUCUCGAUGAAGACUCAAACCGCGAAAGAGAAAUAAUAGACGCUACCACAGAGGCUCUUUCGAAGCCAAAUCCUUCCUUAGAAUACUGUACCUUAUCGAUAGAGGAAACCCUUGAACAACUCCAGACUGAUGGGAACAAUGGUUUAAGCUCUUCGAGCGAGGCCACUAGCAGGAGAGCAGUUCAUGGCUCUAAUGAAAUAACCGUAGAAGAUGACGAGCCUCUUUUCAAGAAGUUCCUGUCCAAUUUCAUUGAAGAUAGAUUGAUCCUAUUAUUGAUCGGGUCUGCUGUCGUCUCUUUCUGCAUGGGUAAUACUGACGAUGCUAUCAGUAUCACACUAGCCAUUUUCAUUGUGGUCACCGUCGGGUUUGUCCAAGAAUAUAGAUCUGAAAAAUCGCUAGAGGCUUUGAAUAAAUUGGUGCCUGCUGAAUGCCAUUUGAUGAGAUGUGGCCAAGAAAGUCAUGUGUUGGCUUCCGCUUUGGUUCCGGGCGAUUUAGUCCAUUUCGGGAUAGGUGACAGAAUCCCUGCUGACCUUAGAAUUAUUGAAGCCACCGAUUUGACCAUUGAUGAAAGUAAUUUAACUGGUGAGAAUGAACCGGUUCAUAAAUCCUCACAAACAAUCGAGAAAUCUUCCUUUAACGACCAACCCAACUCAAUUGUACCGAUCGCUGAAAGAACCUGUAUCGCUUAUAUGGGAACUUUGGUCAAAGAAGGUCACGGUAAGGGUAUUGUUGUGGGAACAGGAACAAACACUUCAUUUGGUGCAGUGUUUGAAAUGAUGAAUAACAUUGAAAAGCCAAAGACUCCACUACAAUUAACAAUGGACAAACUGGGGAAAGAUCUGUCACUGGUGAGUUUCAUCGUUAUUGGUAUGAUUUGCUUAGUAGGUGUCAUCCAAGGCAGAUCUUGGUUAGAAAUGUUUCAAAUAUCGGUUUCAUUGGCAGUCGCUGCAAUCCCAGAAGGGUUGCCAAUCAUUGUCACAGUUACUUUAGCAUUGGGUGUCCUAAGAAUGGCAAAGCGUAAGGCUAUUGUUAGAAGAUUACCAAGUGUCGAAACUUUAGGCUCUGUUAACGUCAUUUGUUCUGAUAAAACCGGUACUUUAACUUCAAACCAUAUGACUAUAUCCAAACUCUGGUGCUUAGAUAGUAUGUCCAACAAAUUGAACGUUUUGUCAUUAGACAAAAAUAAGAAAAGUAAAAAUUCCAAUGGGAAUUUGAAAAAUUACUUAACUGAAGACGUUCGGGAAACCCUGAACAUCGGAAACCUUUGUAACAAUGCCUCCUUCUCUCAAGAACAUGCUUCAUUUUUGGGGAACCCAACUGAUGUUGCCCUUCUAGAACUAUUAACAAGCUAUGAAAUGCCUGAUAUUAGAAACACAGUUCAAAAAGUUCAAGAACUUCCAUUCAAUUCCAGAAGGAAAUUCAUGGCCACCAAAAUUCUUAAUCCUGCUGACAAUAAGUGCACAGUAUACGUUAAAGGUGCGUUCGAAAAAAUUUUGCAGUGUUCUACAAGUCAUUUGAAAUCAAAGGAUAAAAAAACUGAAAAACUGACUGAAACUCAAAAAGACACAAUUAUUGAGUGUGCAAAUUCAAUGGCUUCCGAAGGUUUACGUGUCCUUGGCUUCGCUAAACUGGUAUUAUCCGAUUCAUCAACUCCACUAACGGAAGACCUAAUCAACGAUUUAACAUUUACUGGGUUGAUCGGCAUGAACGAUCCUCCAAGACCAAAUGUCAAAUUUGCUAUUGAGCAACUUCUACAGGGGGGUGUUCAUAUUAUUAUGAUCACCGGUGAUUCCGAAAAUACUGCUGUAAACAUUGCAAGACAAAUUGGUAUUCCUGUCAUUGAUCCAAAGCUUUCUGUUUUAUCUGGUGAUAAAUUAGAAAAGAUGUCAGAUGAUCAAUUGGCUAAUGUCAUUGAUCAUGUUAAUAUUUUUGCUCGUGCUACCCCUGAACAUAAACUAAACAUUGUUCGUGCAUUAAGGAAGAGAGGCGAUGUCGUAGCGAUGACCGGAGAUGGUGUUAACGACGCUCCUGCGUUAAAACUUUCAGAUAUUGGUAUUUCAAUGGGCAGGAUCGGUACAGAUGUAGCCAAAGAAGCUUCUGAUAUGGUUCUAACCGAUGAUGAUUUCAGUACCAUCUUAACCGCUAUUGAAGAAGGGAAAGGUAUUUUCAAUAAUAUUCAAAACUUUCUAACUUUUCAAUUGUCUACCUCUGUGGCUGCGUUAUCGUUGGUCGCCCUGUCUACGGCAUUCAAACUACCCAACCCACUAAAUGCGAUGCAAAUUCUCUGGAUUAAUAUUCUAAUGGAUGGUCCACCAGCUCAAUCAUUGGGUGUGGAACCUGUAGAUCAUGAAGUUAUGAAGAAGCCUCCAAGAAAACGUACUGAUAAAAUUUUGACUCAUGAGGUGAUGAAACGUUUACUUACUACUGCAACUUGUAUCAUCAUAGGAACAGUUUACAUUUUUGUCAAAGAGAUGGCCGAAGAUGGUAAAGUAACUGCUAGAGAUACUACUAUGACUUUUACUUGCUUUGUUUUCUUUGAUAUGUUCAAUGCUUUGGCAUGUAGACAUAAUACAAAAUCAAUUUUCGAAGUUGGAUUUUUCACGAAUAAGAUGUUCAACUAUGCAGUUGGACUUUCACUAUUAGGUCAAAUGUGUGCUAUAUAUAUACCGUUCUUCCAAAGUAUCUUUAAAACCGAACGUUUAGGGGUGUCUGACAUAUUACUGCUAUUACUCAUUAGUAGUACUGUUUUCAUUGUUGAUGAAUUAAGAAAACUGUGGAUGAGGAAAAUGAACGAAAGAGACCCAACGUACUACUCCAAUGUUUGA
This is a messenger RNA of Saccharomyces eubayanus, 2853 nucleotides long. RefSeq names its product Ca(2+)/Mn(2+)-transporting P-type ATPase PMR1 (gene PMR1). NCBI's taxonomy places the organism in Eukaryota, Fungi, Ascomycota, Saccharomycetes, Saccharomycetales, Saccharomycetaceae. Gene Ontology annotation, biological process: intracellular calcium ion homeostasis; manganese ion transport; calcium ion transmembrane transport. Gene Ontology annotation, cellular component: plasma membrane; endoplasmic reticulum; Golgi membrane. The coding region runs from base 1 to 2853 and encodes 950 amino acids. The record is from RefSeq and is a predicted model, not a curated record. The transcript has a single exon. Gene Ontology annotation, molecular function: P-type calcium transporter activity; ATP hydrolysis activity; ATP binding.